CCGUUCAUGUUACAAGACUUGUACCUAAAUUUCGUUUUCACCCAGCCACACCCUUUCCAAGAAAUGAACGUUUUUGUAAACACAAUCUGAAAAGUCAGAGCAAAUUUUCACUGCCCGUGGAUCAACAUCCAUCAAGGUAACGUGUUCUCUUUUUACGUUAAGUAAAUAAAUCACUUUUUUUUAGAAACCAAGAGACAAAAACAGAACAUUCGAGAAGACGUAUGGACAACAUCUAACAAGAUGGAUAAGAUAUUCAACAUUCUCCAGCAGCACAGACUGGAACCCUACUACGAUAAAUUCCGCACAUUUGGUGUCAAAGAUGAGAGAGAUUUCGUUGAAGACAUAACUGGUGAAGAUCUAGUCAACAUGGGUUUUACUCAAAUAGAGAAGAAUCGCUUUGAAAAAAUGAAAGUUUUCAUCCAAAGACUCAGAGCGCCACAGCAAGCGAUGCCUGUACAAAAAUCAAUGGAGGCUUUCCAACUGUGGUACACAUACCCCCACUGUCCUGAGCUAAAGGAGAUCAGAGACAUGGAUCCUGCUACAAACACCGUUGAAGACCUGAUGCUAAGGAUCUGUCACCAAGAGGGCAUUGAGAACUCUAAAGCUGUGUGCCUCUACACAGUUGAUGGAAUGCCUCUAACUGAUGAUCCUUUCUUUAACACAUGGUCUUUGAAAGACAGGCACAUUGAAAAUGGAAGUGAGCUCUAUGCCAUAUUUACACCCAAGGAGAACUUGAGACCAGCCCUGCUAGUGACACUGCAAGAAAUGACUGACAUGACAGGAGAGGAUGAUGUUCGAUGCCACAUCAUGCUCAAGGGAGUCUAUGAGCUCAAGGUGAACUUGGAAAGUGACACAAUUACAAAUUUGAGACAGAAGCUCUCUAAUGAAAGUGGAAUCCCAGCACAUGUCCUCCAUUAUAAAGGUGAAAGCCAUGUUGGAGACACAUUGAAAGACUGUGGAAUCAACGUGGAGUCAACAGUGCACUUUUCUUUAUCGUCUUUCCCCGAACACAAUCAAGAUCACUCCCAAGACACAAUAGCAAUCUUCCUUAAUGAUGUCGUUCCAUCAGUGCAACAAACCCAGAAAGGACUCAGUGUUUUCUUUUCUUCACUUUAUGUCAUUAAAGGGAAACAUUCUGGAGAUGGUUUCAAGAAAGUGAUUGCAUACAUCCGAAAGCUCAGUGGAUGCAGUCCUCUGGCCCAAAGUCUGUAUCAGCUGUUGUGCAGAAAUGAGAUUGGAACAGGGACCCAGAAGAUUGCCAUUGUUGAAGGACUGUACAAUCUCUUCAGAGAGCUGCUGCCAAGUCGAAUAAAAAAAAGAGGCGAAAAGAUCAUUGAAGACCCUGACGUUUUUGAGAAUGCCCCAGUUUGCUGGGCUCACCUGAUAUCUGAAGCUGAGGGAGAGAGUUCACAAUAUGAGAUCUAUGCACCAAUGGUUUUGACCUCUCAACCAGGUGAACGCUUCUGUGACCCAGUUCGUUUACCUGAUGUACCGGAGGUCUUUGAAAAACAGUAUGUUCUGCAGAAAAUUCAAGAUGGGGAAAAAAUACCAAACUGCUCUGAUGAGAACCUGAGAGAAACUUCAAUGAGAAGAGCCACUGAUGUUGAGAAGAUUUUGCUCAGUCUGCCUCUGUUCAUCAAAACAUUCCCUGUUUGGAUUUCAUGUGAUCGUGUGACUAGUCAAAACUUUCAGAUAAAUCUAGAGAAGACUUUUGGCAACAUGAAUGAACAGUUGAAAGCAUACCCUCAUCUGAUGGUGACUCCACCAUUGCUGUUGAGGGCUGUAGGGGUGGAGGGGCCACUUCUCGUUCUCUUGAGAGAAGAUAACCUUGGUGUUUACAUCAGUAAAGAAAAAAUGGCUCCUCAGCUGAUCCAGGUUUUUGAUUGCUUAGCUGGGAAAUUCAUCCCUGUGAAUGUGGACGAGUUGGCAAGUCAAAUGAGAGAUGUCAGAAGUGACCAGACGUUCAUGACCAGCCGGACUCCAAAAGAGGCGAUAUUGGUGCUAGUGGAUUCAAGCUCCUCCAUGAAUGAGACAUGCUAUGAUUCCGAUGACAAAAUGACGCGGUUGGAUGCUGUUAAACAGCUCUUUGAUAACUUUGCAACUAGAAGCAUGGCUUAUGAUUUUCAUCAUGUCAUUGGCUUGGUGAAGUUUGACUCAUCAGUUAAAACUCUCCACACAUUUACAGAGACUCUGGAGACCUUCAAGGAACACAUACACAAUCUACAGGCAACUGGACGCACUGUGCUGUAUGACGCCUUGGAUUUUGGAAUAUCUGAGCUGGGAAAAGUUGGGAAGCGAUUUCCAGACUGCAGACUUCGCAUCAUAUGUCUCACAGAUGGGAAUGAUUAUCGAUCAGCAACAAAUCCAGUGGCUGUUACAACCAAAUUGAUGAGCUCUAACAUCAUUGUUGAUGCCAUCAUUGUCGGAAAGGUAGAGAACAAUGUGCUGCGUGGAAUCAGCAAUGCAACAGGAGGUUGUUGUUUCAAACCAAAGACGAGUAAAGCUGGUCUGAAGCUCUUUGAAAUGGAAACCGUUCUGUCUUUGGAGAUGAGGAAGCCGAAGCAGAAAAUCAACCCAUCCUUAAUUAUGAGUGAGAUCGGUCUAGUUGCUCUCUUUGCUAACCGUGGCUAUGAUGAGAAACCAGAGGUUGCUCUUCCAAGUGGAUUAAAUAAUAAAGUGACUGGGACAGAGAAUUCAUUGAAAAAGAAGAUCCAGGAAUCCAAGAGCAGACGCUUUUUGGAGAAGGACAAACGCCUUCUGGAAGAGAUGAAGAGCCUGCACUGUGACCCACACCCAUUCUGCACUGUUUUGCCUUCAGAGUCAGACUUCACAUUUUGGAAGAUUCUCAUGCAAGGCCCCCCUGAAACACCUUAUGAGAAUGGAGUCUUUGAGCUGUACUGUCAGUUUGGGGCUGACUACCCCGUCAAACCUCCACUUGUGCGCUUUGUCACACCUGUGUACCACUGCAAUGUAAACAGUGUGGGCCGCAUCUGCCACAACAUAUUUGACCGCAACUACAACGCUCACAUAACCAUGAGAGAGAUCUUGGAUGCUGUAUAUGGACUGCUCAUCGUUCCUGAACCCCAAGAUCCGCUAGACAGUAUUUUGGCAGAGGAAUACCUGACCAGCAGAGAGAAGUAUGAAGAAGAGGCCAAGAAAAACACAGAGGAAGUUGCAGGCAAAUCAUUAGAUGCCAUGGAGAAGAAUUUGCUGGGUGAAGAGUUGACUGAGAACUUUAUUCCUCAGUAUCUGAUUUGUCCACUUACCAACAAGAUUUUUGUUGAUCCAGUGAUAACCAAAUAUGGAACAAUCUAUGAGCGAAAGGCGAUUGACAAGCAUCUGAAAAAGAAAUCGAUUGGGACUGAUCCAAAAACAAAUCAACAGCUUGGAGCAACUGACCUCAAGCCAUGCCCAGACAUGAAAAGAAUGGUCAAGGACCAUCGCAAAAAGCAAAUUCAGGAGACAAGUGUUUAAAACAAAAAGUAGGAGCCAAAAUGUGUCUUCCCGCAAUAUCCAUUGAAACACGUUAAUGAUGGUGAGGGAAGUGAUACCCAUUGGGUUAUUGAAGUAUGAUUAAAUUGAAAUGUGAUUGAUUGAUCUUUAUACUGCCAUUUUCUAGAACGCCUUCAUUUUCUUGGGGGUUUGUAUCUACGCACUUCAGGUGUAGCUAGCUAAGAUCUAUAUCCUUGGUCAUUUCUUGUUAAUGCUGCGAUAUGUAAAUCAGGGCUCUCCAAUUCUGUUCCUGGAAAGCUACUGUCCUGUAGGUUUUCUCUCCAACCCUAAUCUAGCGCAUUUGAUUCUAAUAAUUAAAUGGUUAAUAAACUGGACCAGGUUAGUUACAACUGAGGUUGGCGUGAAUACCUACAGGAGGGUAGCUCUCCAGGAACAGGGUUGGAGUUAACUUACAGGAGGAGGGUUGGAGACCCCUGAAUUGUAAUUUUUUCGGCGACCUGACCAAAUGCAAAUAAAAAUGUUAGUUAUAGAUUUGUCAUGCUCAUCGAAAGCAAGUCGAAAUGGUAGAUCUGUUCUAUGUGCUCUAUUUCUUUGCUUCCCGUUCUUAAGCUUAGUUUUUGCUGUUUUACUUUUGGUUU
Molecule: messenger RNA, 4091 nt
Organism: Salvelinus sp. IW2-2015
Lineage: Eukaryota; Metazoa; Chordata; Actinopteri; Salmoniformes; Salmonidae
Biological process (GO): protein K48-linked ubiquitination
Cellular component (GO): nucleus
Molecular function (GO): ubiquitin conjugating enzyme activity
Source: RefSeq, a predicted model, not a curated record